This is a messenger RNA of Etheostoma cragini (Arkansas darter), 3820 nucleotides long. RefSeq names its product traf2 and NCK-interacting protein kinase-like. Bases 131 to 1231 code for a protein of 366 amino acids. The transcript is spliced from 10 exons. NCBI's taxonomy places the organism in Eukaryota, Metazoa, Chordata, Actinopteri, Perciformes, Percidae. The record is from RefSeq and is a predicted model, not a curated record.
UAAUUUCGGGUGUUCUGUUUUACAGUUCGGUCUGGGCGGAUCCAAAGCGUCCUUCACCCCAUUUGUUGACCCACGUGUCUAUCAAACCUCCCCAAGUGAAAACGACGACGACGACAACUCCGCGGAAGCCAUGUUUGCUAAUGAACUGCUGAGGCAGGAGCAGGCCAGACUGAACGAAGCCAGAAAGAUCUCUGUGGUCAACGUCAACCCGACCAACAUCAGACCCCACAGCGACACCCCAGAGAUCCGCAAAUACAAGAAACGCUUCAACUCUGAGAUCCUGUGUGCUGCACUCUGGGGUGUGAAUCUGCUGGUGGGGACAGAGAAUGGUCUUAUGCUGCUUGACAGAAGCGGACAGGGAAAAGUCUAUAACCUGAUCACCAGGCGGCGCUUCCUUCAGAUGGACGUGCUUGAGGGGCUCAAUGUGCUAGUCACCAUAUCUGGGAAAAAGAAUAAGUUGCGUGUCUACUAUUUGUCCUGGCUGAGGAACAGAAUAUUACACAACGACCCAGAAGUAGAGAAAAAACAGGGUUGGAUUACAGUUGGGGAACUGGAGGGCUGUGUGCAUUAUAAAGUUGUCAAAUAUGAGAGGAUUAAGUUCCUGGUGAUUGCUCUGAAGAACUCUGUGGAAAUCUAUGCCUGGGCUCCCAAACCCUACCACAAGUUCAUGGCCUUUAAGUCAUUCACGGAGUUGCAGCAUCGUCCCCAGCUGGUUGACCUGACGGUGGAGGAAGGGCAGAGGUUAAAGGUCAUCUAUGGCUCCAGCGUUGGCUUCCAUGUCAUCGACGUGGACUCGGGCAACCCUUACGACAUCUACAUCCCUUCGCAUUGUGCCAAACAGAUGAAGAUCCAGAGCCAGGUGACGCCCCAUGCCAUCGUGGUGCUCCCCAAGACUGAUGGGAUGGAGAUGCUGCUGUGUUACGAAGACGAGGGCGUCUACGUCAACACAUACGGGCGAAUCACCAAGGACGUGGUGCUACAGUGGGGAGAGAUGCCUACCUCUGUUGCCUAUAUCCACUCGAAUCAGAUUAUGGGCUGGGGUGAGAAAGCCAUAGAGAUCCGCUCUGUGGAGACGGGUCAUCUGGAUGGAGUCUUUAUGCAUAAGAGAGCCCAGAGACUCAAAUUCCUUUGUGAGAGGAAUGACAAGGUAUUCUUUGCAUCAGUGCGUUCGGGAGGUAGCAGCCAAGUUUUCUUCAUGACCCUCAACAGAAACUCUAUGAUGAACUGGUGAUGGCUCUUCCCACUGUCCACUCUGCCUCGCUCUCCCAUUGGCCCGCCCGGCGACUAACCUUGGUCUACGCCACAUCUGACAAACACUCCAGAUUGACCGAGAGGCCACGAGUUAACUCUUUUACAGGAGAGACUAAAAACAUGUAGAGGAAGAAGAAAAAACAAAAAAGAAGCUAUCGUAGAUAAAAACAACAAAGACCUGUUCUGAAUGAAGAGAUAUUUUCCCCUAGAUCACGUUGUUGGGUCAUGAAGAAGCCAUCGUUACUCAACUGACUGACAAACUGGUGCCACUGACGAUGAACAUUCCCUUCUUCUGUCCCUGUCUGUAGCUGUUUACCCGCUCAGUUUGUCUCCUCUCUCCUUACAGACCAGUGCAUUCAAGUGUUCAACAGUUGUAGUAAUACACUUUACACCCGCUUCUUUCUCUCCCUCCCCUCUUUAUCCUCGAUACCUUCCCUCCUUCCUGGUAGAUGUAGUCAAGUGAGUCAAUUGUUUUACACCCAAUUUCUCUAUUUUCCCCACUUCCUAUCUGCCAUGUGUGGGCUCAUUCCCGGAGAACGUACACCUCAGAGGUCGGAGGAAUGGAAGAAUAAGAUUCAAUAUAAAUUCAAAUAAAUACUUCUGAAUAUGAGGGCACCCGGGGGAUGACAAACUUGCUCCGGAUGUCGGCGGUGAAAGCAGACAGCCUGAUUGAUUUUCUUUCUCCUCUGUCACUCCCCUCCUCCUCCCCUCCUCCUCCUCCUCCCCCUCACCAUCUUUUCGGGGCCAUGAGUAAACUGAACUGUGAUUUAGUGUUCGAUCGCAUUUCGCUAAUAGAGAUGCGAUGAGACAAUCUGCUGUCGUAGUCGGGUUGUCACAGUAUGCAAAGAUGAUGUCUGUGUCGUCCCUUUAAAAUUAAGUCACUAGUUCAUCCUCUUUCCCUCCUUCUGUCAUCCCCCCCCAUCAUCAUCCCAAUCAUCUCCCUAUUCACACUCUUUUACGUCUUUAAACUCUGACGGUGCUGCAUCACGUAUACUGUAGUAUUGAAUGAACUAUGAGAGCGUUCAUUCUUUAUACUUUUGUUCUUCUCUUUUUCUGUGGCUGAGUCAGUCUUUGUGACAAAAUGUACAGCACAUCUGUGUCUCUGAAGUGUGUGUGUAUGCGUGUGUGUGUGUGUGUGCGCGUGCGUGCGAGCUUGAUGUUGAAAUGAUUACCAUUCAAAUCAAAAGUUUAAAUCAAAGUAGGACAUUGAAAUCAAUGGCCAGAAAAAAGAGUAAUUUAGUCUGUGCGUGAACCUUUACCUGAAUGCGAUCAAAGCCACACUGAGUUUGUUUAAAUGCAGAUUUAUGAUGUUAUCUUCUUAGUGUGAAGUUUAUGAGUUGACGUGUCUGAACACUGAGCAUUUAAAGAUAGGCAAUAUUAGUUGUUGAUUUGUUGGGAGUGUUCUUUUCUUUCUCUGUUUCUUUAACAAAGUAGUGGCGAUUCACAAAUGCAACCUUGCCGCUGUGGGGAAUAUUUAGAUUCUUAUCCUGAACACAACCUCAACAGGAUAUGAGCUACGAUCCCAAAUACUGUGUGCAUGGGAUAGCACUAAUUGUUAAAAAGCUGUCCUUUUGAAUCCUUCUCCUCCCUGAUUGGUUCUUCUGGUUGUGGCUCCUAACUGUUUGUACUGGUCCUAGCAUGAUGUAAGCAAAAACAAAAAUGGAAGCCAAAAGAUUCUCGCUCACGCUAUAGUUAAGAAAUGCCUAUGCGGUUAAUUUACACUGGUUUUUGUGUGUGUUAUUGUUAAAUUUAACACAUUACUGAUGAUAUUUUUGUCUCUUCUAACGGAGAUGCACAUUGACACAUUUAAGACUUGUUUUGUUUGUUUUUUAUUUUAAUGAGUAACAGAGUAUGGUAUGAUAAAACCAUGCAAUUUCUUUUUAAAUGCUUAGUACAGGUCAAUCAUUAAUACAUACUGUAUUCAAUUUAUAACACUAUUGAGGGUGGACUAGUUCAUGCAUACUCAUCCACAUUGGAGAGCACUGUAAUGCAGGUGGGUCUUUUUUUUCUGGUGGGUAUACAGCGGGUUAGACCUGCCAUGCUGGCCUGUGGUUAACAAACGUUAAGUUGACACAAAAAAUGGACACAUUCCCAAAUGAUGUAAUUAUCAACAUACAUCUUUUUUUUAAUAUGCAGUUUUCAAAACAGGAGAUUUUUCACAUCCACACAGUAGCUGCUCCUGUGCAGCUGCAAGUGAGGUUCACCAAUCUCUGUUAGAGGCAGCAGGCUAACGUUUUAGCAAUAAGAGCCGAGCUGAAGAAAACCACUGUCUUCCUUGUGUGUGCACGCAUGCAUCUGUGUGUAUGAUUAAUGAGCAAAGUGUGAAUGGGGCAUUAUAAUUAUAACUAUUAUGUUUGUCUACCACGGAAUUCACUCUUACCAUUGGAAAAGGCUGAUGGUCAUUACACUGAGGACUCUCCUUUCAAAGACAAAACCACUGUAUUCUUUAUUCUGUUUAUUUCUUGCUAUCUUUAUUUUGGAAGAGCAUUACUAAUGUCCUGUUUUGGGAUUUAUUUGUUUUGUAAAAGAGAUGCUGUAAGAGAGAAAUAAAUUAAACUAGAGCAUUAUG